AUGCAACCUGCACAUCCUUACUGGGAUAGAGGGAUAAAGAUCCAACCCAUAACCAGGCAGUCAGAAACAAAGCAUGGUAGAAACGGUGCUGUUGCAGCUCUGGACAUAUCAGGAGACAUCCAACUAUCACAGAACACAAAGAACCUUCAUUGCAUCAAACACAGCAGCACUGUGAGGAAAAAUGAGCUGCAAGCAUCCAAAUUAGCACUGCUGACAGCUCUGGUACCUCCAACAGCACAUAGGACUUUUGUUGAGAAGCCAUCAUACUACCAUACCAAGAAGUCUUCAAACAACAGACUCACCAAGAAUUGCCAGGCCCGCGAAGUAAAGAAAUCCACAAAACAUGAAGCAUAA
This is a messenger RNA of Dovyalis caffra, 354 nucleotides long. The record is from the annotation of a GenBank genome assembly. NCBI's taxonomy places the organism in Eukaryota, Viridiplantae, Streptophyta, Magnoliopsida, Malpighiales, Salicaceae.